CGGCUGCACAAGCAGGACCAGCCAAGGAUCGAGCAGCUUUUGACAACUGUCAAGGCUGGUGGUCAAGUACCUUGCCGAAGUACCGGGUGGCUAGAUGGUUGACUUACCUAGUUCGCCUUGCCCGCCGGAUGCUAUUCGACGGCCCACCCCGACCUGGCACCCCGUAACAGCUCGGCAUUGGCGGCAACCCACUCCUCGGGUCCUCGGGGGCCCUUCCUGCCUUUGAGAUAAAGAGCCUCGCAUGAACCCACCACUUCGCACCCAGCUAUUGCUGUCACUACCACGCACCCCUCUCUUCAACACCCUCCCGCUCCCGUAGCUGGCCUGGCCUCUUCAACAAGGAAAGCCGCCAGUUUGGCUCCGUCGACACCACAGACCUAGAGCGCCAUGAUAACAGACCAGAUAGCACACGUUCUGAGCCAGCACUGGCUACCUAUUGUCCUCGCUGUCGUCCUUGCCUGGCUGGUAAGGAACCGGUAUCACAAUGGGCUCAACAAGUAUCCAGGCCCCUUCCUGGCGUCCCUGACGGACUGGUGGCGCUUCUUUGAUGUCUACGGCCGCCGGCCAGAGAGGUCACACAUCGCCCUCCACAGAAAGUACGGCCCUGUUGUCCGUCUCGGGCCCAACACGCUCUCGUUUGCCGACCCAGAAGCGCUCAGAACCAUCUACGGGCUGAACAAGGGCUUUAUCAAGUCCGACUUCUACGUUGUCCAGCAGUCCGUGGUUAAGGGCCACACGCUGCCGUCGCUCUUCAGCACGACCGACAACGACUUCCACAUGCAGUUCCGCCGCUGCGUCAACUCGGCCUUUGCCAUGUCGGCCCUCGUGCAGUACGAGCCCUUCGUCGACAACACGACCAAGCUGUUCCUGAAGCAGACGGAGCGGCUGUACAUCGACCAGCCGGGCCCCUGCGACUUCACCCGCUGGCUGCAGUUCUAUGCCUUUGAUGUCAUCGGCGAGAUCACCUACAGCAAGCGCCACGGCUUCAUCGAGAAGAACGAGGACGUCGACGGCAUCGUCGCCUAUCUCACCAAGCUCUUCCUCUACGUGGCUCCCAUCGGCCAAAUCCCCCUCCUAGACCGCCUCUUCCUUAAGAACCCAAUCUACCUCAAGCUCUCCGAAUGGGGCCUCCUGGACGCGACCUUCCCCGUCGCCAAGUUCGCGCGAGCCCGCAUGACGGAGCGCCUGCCGGAGAUCCUCGAGGACGGCGAGCCGGUGCUGCCCACGUCCGAAAAAGUGACGGUCAAAUCACCGGAUCUGCUGAGCAAGUUCCUCGCGGCGCGCGAGGCCCGCCCGGACUUCAUGACCGACACGCUGGUGCAGACCAUGGCGGUGAGCAUGGCGUUUGCGGGGUCCGAGACGACGGCCAUCUCGCUGUCGGCUGUGUUUUAUUAUCUGCUAAAAACCCCGCGUGCGCUAGAGAGGUUGACGAGGGAGAUUGAUGACGCCGCGCGGGAGGGCAGGUUUAGUGACUAUGAGACCGGGGUGGUUACCUGGCACGAGAGCCAGAGUCUGCCGUAUCUGGACUCGUGCGUCAAGGAGGCGUUUCGGCUGCAUCCUGCCCCGGGCUUGCCCAUGGAGAGGGUCGUGCCCAAAGGGGGGUUGGAAAUCGCGGGGAGGAGGAUCGAGGGCGGGACGAUUGUGGGGUGCUCGGCGUGGGUGUUGCAUCGGGACGAGAGGAUCUUUGGGGAGGAUGUUGAGGUGUAUAGGCCCGAGCGAUGGGAGGUCAAUGGGGAAGGGGAUGAGGCGAGGGUCAAAGCAAUGAAUGGCACCAUGCUGCAGUUUGGCAUGGGGAGCAGGACGUGCAUUGGGAAGAAUAUUAGCUUGCUGGAGAUUUAUAAGCUGGUGCCGACUAUGUUGCGGCGGUUCGAGAUCUCCUUUGACGACCCCAACUCGGAGUGGGAGAUUGUCAAUGCUUGGUUUGUCAAGCAGAACAAUUUCGUCACGCGGUUUAGGCUAAGGGAUCUUGUCAUGCCCGAGAAGGGCGUCAAGACGGCGGACAAGUGAAGGGAGGGGGAUGUGGUUGACUGUAUUUGCAUGUUGUCUCUGACUUAGAGGGCUUCGGUGUCAUGCCACCGAUGUGAGAAUCGGGAACUGAAACAGUCACACAUACCUCACUCCGGUCCAUCACGCUUUGCCCAGUGGGGAUUUCUCGGACGUCAUGGCGCUAUGGGGUCUGAACAGUAAUAGUUCAGGUCGAUGGGGUGGAGUGGUGUGUGCUUGAUGAUGGCCCCGUUCUCCCGCCCAUGACGGCAGUGUUCUUAUCCAACAUCAAGAAUGACCAUCAAAUGCUGCCACAAACUUGAGACAAUCCGUAGCUCGUCGGUUUCCAACUUCAGGCAUUUGCAGAUGUAGUAUC
Messenger RNA from Parathielavia appendiculata, 2359 nucleotides. Its product is annotated as cytochrome P450-like protein. The transcript is spliced from 4 exons. The coding region runs from base 388 to 2007 and encodes 539 amino acids. The record is from RefSeq and is a predicted model, not a curated record. Gene Ontology annotation, molecular function: oxidoreductase activity, acting on paired donors, with incorporation or reduction of molecular oxygen; heme binding; monooxygenase activity. Lineage: Eukaryota; Fungi; Ascomycota; Sordariomycetes; Sordariales; Chaetomiaceae.